This is a messenger RNA of Erpetoichthys calabaricus (reedfish), 1538 nucleotides long. RefSeq lists its product as uncharacterized. The record is from RefSeq and is a predicted model, not a curated record. The coding region runs from base 33 to 920 and encodes 295 amino acids. NCBI's taxonomy places the organism in Eukaryota, Metazoa, Chordata, Cladistia, Polypteriformes, Polypteridae. The transcript is spliced from 4 exons.
CAGAUUUAGCUGUCUAUCUUGUUGCAGUGCGCAUGCAAAAGCGAAAACAGCAGUGGUUUAAUCCGAAACCGAAUGUAUUCAAACAGGGGUUUUCCACUCAGUGUAGCCGAGAACGUCUCUCCAUUGUCAGACUCACUAGGAUUUCCUUCGCUCCUGUCAUGUUUUCCAUGCGUUGGCUGAGGCGGUUGUCGGCCGGUCCCGUUGACUCAGACUUUCAGCACUUCACUGCUUUGAAAAUAAGACCGUCCUGUGGUCACGUCAUUGACUCAUCUUUCACUAAGGCAUGGGUGACUUCACAGCUUGACCAGGGAGAUGAUGAGUUCUUCUGUCCAAUCUGCCAUGUAGCCUGGUCCUGGAUGGAAAUAAAGCAGCUGUCGGUGUUCACUGCUGAAGAGAUCAAAGCCAUGGAAGAUAAAAUAGCUCAGAUCAAUUCAGGCAAUGCUCUGCUCAAAAAGUGUCCAGGCUGCAAAUCUUUAUGUAGUAAAGAAAAUCCAGAGACCAACUCCAUCAUCUGCCGACCAUGUUCGACAAGCCAGCCGAAGAUCUUCUCAUUCUGCAGUGAUUGCCAGCAGGAAUGGAAAGGCACAUCUCUGCAGGAUGACCUCUGUGGAAACCAAAACUGUUAUAUGCUGGCAUGUCUCUUGUCCUGCCCACUGAUUAGAAGACCAGGUAGCAGUUUGAAUGGUUGUCCCUCUUUCCGAGCAUGUCCUAAAUGUUUCUGUCUCAUUUCACACUCUCUUAAAGGGUGUACAAUGGUCAUCUGCCCAAGGUGCGAACACCAUUUCUGUUUCCGGUGUCUCAGAAUAUGCUGUAUGAUUCCAGACCUUAUGUUUUACAUGUAUCCAGAAAACAUGGAUAUCAUGUUUAGGGAAUAUUGGUGCAUUAAAGCACCAAGACAGACAGCUGUGAGCUUCUGCUGAUCUGAACACACUUUCCUCUAGUAGCAUUAACUGAAUUAUGAUUCAUCUUCCGGUUCUUUUUGCUUAACCCUGCCUGCCAGCUUCCAUUCUGUAGUAGUACAAAUAUGACAGAAAAAUUAUCCAAAGGGUUAAGAAAAGGCUAGAACAUCAAUGAAUUCAAAGAGAUGGCAAGUAAGGAGGUGAGGCCAGUAAAAACUCUUAGAUAAUGUCAGUCAAGCAUUACUUCUGCUCCUAGCUCUCUUCUGAAAGGAAAAGGAAAAAAACUUUUAUCAGCCUCUCAGAUGGCCAAGAUGUGCCUGCUACUGUACACAUUAUUAGAGGUUCCAAUAGGGCAAAUGAUCAUUGGGUCAGGGAAGACACAGUUUUGGCCUGAAAGUUGAAUGUACUAUAAGUCAUGGGAGAUCUCCAUUUACUUGAUUACAUUUCUACAUAACUUUCUGAAUUAACAAGCCAGCACCUAAGGGACUCACCUAAAAAAAACCCACUUGGAGUUAUCUCCAAGACCAUAGGCACCUAUGAGCACUCAAGUUAAUUCAUUAUUUCAAACCUUUUUUUCACAUCGCACUCACAAGAAUCAGAAAAUUAACAGAUUAUUGUAUUUUUUUUCUUUCAGCAGAG